Molecule: messenger RNA, 537 nt
Organism: Eruca vesicaria subsp. sativa (arugula)
Lineage: Eukaryota; Viridiplantae; Streptophyta; Magnoliopsida; Brassicales; Brassicaceae
Source: the annotation of a GenBank genome assembly
AUGAUUCACGACUUUCCUUUCGUCUUCUCAUGGUCUUAUUUGUUUCAGCAGACCGUCAAGCCUUUCACCACCAGGUUCCAUGAGCUGCAGAAACUGGAUAAAGAUUAUUUCGAGUCUCUAAAACCUGCUGAGAUGCUUAGUACAGCCACCAAAAUCUUAGCUUCUCUCGGCCACGAAUCCUCAGGGAAAUGGCUUGGUACCAGGCAGAUUCGCUGGCCAACAAAAGGAGCCACUUCUGGCAAGGACAAGAUGAGUUCUGAUUCCAAAAGUGUUGUGGAACUAAACAUUGGUGUCUCGAGAACAAUGCUCAAUGCUAAGUAUACAACUGUUUACAUUGGGAAUCUUGAUACCGAGGUUUCCCAGGUUGAUCGUCACCGCCACUUCUUUUCUCUUGGUGCUGGAGUUAUUGACGAGGUUCGUGUUCAAAGAGACAAAGGUUUUGGAUUUGUAAGAUACUCUACUCAUUUAGAGACCGCCUUUGCUAUACAGCUGGGAAAUACACAUUCCUACCUCGGUGGUAUGCACUUAAGGUCCUAA